This is a messenger RNA of Malaclemys terrapin pileata, 1371 nucleotides long. RefSeq names its product THAP domain containing 5 (gene THAP5). Gene Ontology annotation, cellular component: nucleus. NCBI's taxonomy places the organism in Eukaryota, Metazoa, Chordata, Testudines, Emydidae. The coding region runs from base 114 to 1343 and encodes 409 amino acids. The record is from RefSeq and is a predicted model, not a curated record. The transcript is spliced from 3 exons.
GUGGGGCUGCGGUCGGGGCGAGCGCCCUGUGGCUGCCGGUGUCCCGGCGAUCCCCGCGCCCCGCUGCCUGUGUGUAUGGUUCCUUCCCCGGGCUGGGUCCUGCAGCGCCCGCUAUGCCCCGAUACUGCGCCGCGUCCUGCUGCAAGAACCGGGGAGGCCAGAGCGCCAGGGACCAGCGCAAGCUGAGCUUCUACCCGUUUCCACUUCACGAUAAAGAAAGACUUGAGAAAUGGUUGCGGAAUAUGAAACGUGACACAUGGACUCCCAGUAAGCACCAGCUCCUGUGCAGUGACCAUUUUACCCCUGACUCCCUUGAUGUGCGAUGGGGAAUUCGAUAUUUGAAACAUACUGCAAUACCAACUAUUUUCUCUUUGCCUGAUAAUCAGGAAAAAGACCCUUCUCCGCACAAGCCACAAGAGAUAAAAACAGAGGAUGGGGAGGAAAUCAAUGUGUGUGUAGAGUCAGAUAAUGUAUCUGCAUCGUUUGAGCCUUGUUCACCAAAGAAAAGUGUCACAAUUGCAGAAAGGCUAGAUGAAAAAACUGAAGCAAUUUGCUUAUCAACCCUGAGCAAACCUUCACAAAAGAAAGUGCCAUUUCAGAACACAGAAAACUUGCAAGCAGGCACCAUAAUUCUUAGUUCAUCUGAGCAGCAUAUUCAACAAACACCUGUUUUAAUGGCAGAAGCUGUCCAGAACAUAGAUGCAAGUAAUGUUCAUACGUCGGUAGAGAAUCUUUUAAGUUGUACAGCCACAGUUUUGCAAGUUACAGACCCUGAAUACCUGGAUUCAUCUUUGAAAUUUAAAAAUGCAGGUGGACCAAUUAUUGACCAUCUAGCUGAGAAUCCUAACUCACAUAUUGCAGUCUGCUCUGUGGAAGUACAGCCGAGUGAAAACACAGUUUUUUUCAGUACAAUCACGCGAACUAUCGAACAAUUGAAUGGAAAUGAGGAAUCUGUCAUUGCUAUCAUUGUACCUGCUGAGUGUUCUAAAGAGCCUUCGAUGGUAAGUAGUUCUUUCAUGCCUAUUAAACAGGAGUUCAUAGACAUGGAAGAAAUAGAAAUUCAAAAAUCUGCAUAUAUAAACAAUUAUGGUGAAACUGAAGUAUUACAAACUGAGCAUUCCUAUUGCAGACAAGACCUAGACAGGGAUCAUCUCUGCCAAAAAAUUGCAAAGCUGCAUUCUAAGAUAACACUCCUUGAAAAACAGGAAAGAAAAACUUUAGGUAGGCUCAAAUCCCUGGAAGCUCUUAUUGGACAACUAAAACAGGAAAACCUGCUUUCUGAAGAAAAGCUCAAGAUUGUAGAAAAUUGUUUCACAACAUUUGAAGUGACUAUGAUACAAUAAAAUCUUUAAAAUGAGUGUUCUAACAUGA